AUGGCUACGCUCGACCUCUACUCGCUCGAGAGCCACCCGCAUGCACGGUGCAACGACGGCACUCCGGCGGUGUACUACUUUCGACCGGCAACCGCUGCGGUUGGCCAGUCGCAGUGGACAUUCAUGCUCGGCUCUGGCGGGAUGUGCUACGACCAGCAGUCGUGCAGCCGACGAUGCGGUGCCGGCUCGUUCGACGUGCGAGACGGACGGUGCGGCCUGCUCAACGGCACGAGGACGCGCCCGCGCAACGGGACCUGGGCGGGCAUCUUCUCCAGCAGCGACCCGGAGCUGCGGCACGCAAACCUGCUCUUUGUGCCAUACUGCAGCAGCGACGCCUGGUGGGCAAACGCGAGCCGCUGGGGCAUGGAGUUCCGGGGCAGUGCGAUUCUCCAGGCGGCCCUCGACGAGGCGGUGACGCGCGGGCUCGGCCGUGCCGGCCGCAACGACACCCUCCUCUUUGGCGGCUUCAGCGCCGGCUCUCGUGGGGCGAUGGUACACUUGGACUCGGUGCCGGCGAUGCUGGGCGACGCGGCGGCGCGCGUCGACGUGCUCGGCGUCCUGGACUCGCCGCUCUGGCUGGACCAGGUGCCGCUGGGCGGCGCAGUCAGCCGGGCGGAGGUCGUGCAAGCAGCGGAGCAGAGCUGGAGCCUCGAGGGCGUCUUCGGAGAGGGGUGCGUGCAUGCGUACCCUGCGGCGCGCUGGAAGUGCCUGCUGGGGCAGUACCGGCUCGAGCAGCUGCGCAGCCCGUACCUGGUGCGCGCGCACCAGUACGACCGCUACCUCAUCGCGUCGAACGCGUUCAAUGGCAGCUGGAACGCCGCGGCCCGGUGGCACGAGCCGGAGGAGCUGACCGAGGAGAGGCGCGCGCUCUACGCCGAGUCAGCGGCCCUCACCCGCUCCGUGCUCGCGCGGCUGACGGUCGGGCGGCCUCGAGACUCCGCGCCGCGCUCCGUCUUCUCCCCGGCCUGCUUCGAGCACGCCAACGCGGGCUCUGGCUGGAGGGGCUUCGAGGGGACGUACACGCAAGGCGACGCGCUGCUCGCGCUCAAGCGAGGGCAGUCGGUCUCCUUCAUCGACGAGUGCGCCGACGCCCUCGCCUGCGGCCGCGGCUGCAGGCCGGCGCUGCACUGGACCGCCUACCCGGGGACACCCUUCAAGGUGGCCGAGCGGGCGGCCGUCAGCGGAGAGGAGGCGGCCGCCGUCCCGCAGGCGCGUGGCGGGCCGCUGGACACGCGCGGCUGCGUCGCGGCGUGCGCCGCCUCGCCGGGAUGCGCCGCGUGCCACUUCGAGGCGGGCGCGCUCAACUUUAGCGCGGUGCCGGAGCCCACCAACGGCACCGUGGACGAGCAGCCCACAAUGCUGGUCUUUCGCCGGGUGGCCGCCCCGGCGCAGGCGACGCUGCUCGCGGAGCGGGAGACGCAACACCCGAGCCGCUGGGCCGGCCCUCUGUUGGGGGUCGCUCUGGCGGUGGUGGGCGUCGCCGCGGCCGCCGGCCGAGCCCUCCGCGGGUGGCUGGUGACACGCGUGGGGGAGAGCGGAGAGGGCGAGAGAAGAGCCCCGCUCUUGUGA
Messenger RNA from Emiliania huxleyi CCMP1516, 1569 nucleotides. RefSeq lists its product as hypothetical. The transcript is spliced from 5 exons. The record is from RefSeq and is a predicted model, not a curated record. Bases 1 to 1569 code for a protein of 522 amino acids. Gene Ontology annotation, molecular function: hydrolase activity. NCBI's taxonomy places the organism in Eukaryota, Haptophyta, Isochrysidales, Noelaerhabdaceae.